CUGAGGCAGGGGGAGAAAUGAAGUUGCGCUAAAAGCCUUUUAGCGAUAAAGAAGUUAUUAGGCAUUUCUCAGCCUCAAAUUAGGGCUUCUUCAUUAAUAUCCGCUUCAGACCCAUUACUGGAGAGGGAGUCUGGGACCACAUAAAGGGGAUGGGACGGAAGCAGUAUCUGUCUACCCAUCCGUGUGAGAAGCAAUGAGAGAAGCCAACUUUCCCUCUGCUGAUAUUAAUGGUUUCAAUUAAGGAGGUGGGCUCCUCACCCCGAGAGAGCUUUCUGGACACUGCCGGGUGCAGGGACUGAAGUGGCACGAAGGAAGUAACCUGUACCUGUUACCCACUGAAGGAGCCGAAGGCCAAUCAUUUCGGGCAUCGGAUUGACAGAAGGGGAAAAAAGAGAGGAUUAUGUCUCUUUUCCGAGAAGCUAUGUUUGCAGCAUGGAGUAGAAGAAAAGGACAGAAUACCUUGAUUUGGUUGCUGUAUGGUGCAUGCAUUUAGCUCUCUCCGCAGUUACUGGGAUUCUCUGGGCUGCACUGGACCUUGUCCUAUCCAUUUGCAUUGUUAAUGUUAUUUUUAAGUGAAUAUUUUUUUUAAAUUAUCAUUCCUGGUCUUGAAUCUUCUUUAUACCAUUUAAAGAUUUAGAAGAAUAACUCUCUUGCAUUCAAAAAACAAUGUUUGAUGCUUCUGGAAGAUGAAUUGUAAUUGAAAGUUUCCUCCCCUCUUUGGAUGAAUCUGGGGAGCUUAAAUUGUAAGAAGGAAGGGGGAAAAAAACACAAUGAAAGAGAAGUCCAAAAAUGCUGCCCGGACUAGACGGGAGAAAGAAAACAGUGAAUUUUAUGAACUGGCUAAAUUACUGCCUUUGCCCUCAGCUAUCACCUCUCAGCUGGAUAAAGCUUCAAUAAUCAGACUCACCACCAGCUAUUUAAAAAUGAGGGUGGUUUUUCCUGAAGGACUUGGCGAAGCCUGGGGCCAUACUAGUCGAACCAGCCCUUUGGAUAAUGUUGGACGGGAGCUGGGAUCUCAUCUUUUGCAGACGUUGGAUGGCUUCAUAUUUGUUGUGGCUCCAGACGGCAAGAUCAUGUACAUUUCAGAGACGGCCUCCGUUCAUCUGGGUUUAUCACAGGUAGAGCUGACCGGAAAUAGCAUUUACGAAUACAUCCACCCUGCUGAUCACGAUGAGAUGACCGCGGUGCUCACAGCUCACCAGCCCUACCACUCUCACUUCGUGCAGGAGUACGAGAUCGAGCGCUCCUUUUUCCUACGGAUGAAGUGCGUCUUGGCUAAGAGGAAUGCGGGGCUGACCUGCGGGGGCUACAAGGUCAUUCAUUGCAGCGGCUACCUGAAGAUCCGCCAGUACAGCCUGGACAUGUCCCCCUUCGAUGGCUGCUACCAGAACGUUGGCUUGGUCGCUGUUGGCCACUCGCUACCUCCCAGCGCAGUGACAGAAAUCAAGCUGCACAGCAAUAUGUUCAUGUUCCGGGCCAGCCUGGACAUGAAGCUCAUCUUCCUAGAUUCCAGGGUGGCUGAGCUGACGGGUUACGAGCCGCAGGACCUGAUCGAGAAGACCCUUUACCACCACGUCCAUGGCUGUGACACUUUCCACUUGCGCUGCGCUCACCAUUUGUUGCUCGUGAAAGGGCAGGUGACCACCAAAUACUACCGCUUCCUGGCCAAGCACGGCGGCUGGGUGUGGGUGCAGAGCUAUGCCACCAUCGUGCACAACAGCAGGUCCUCGCGGCCACACUGUAUAGUCAGCGUCAACUACGUCCUCACGGAUACUGAAUAUAAAGGACUACAACUCUCCCUGGAUCAAGUGACAGCAACCAAGCCAUCAUUCUCAUACGCAAAUUCAACUCCAACCAUAACGGACAACAGAAAGGGCAGCAAAUCACGGCUCGCAAGCACAAAGUCAAAAUCAAGGACAUCACCGUAUCCACAGUAUUCUGGAUUUCACACAGAAAGAUCUGAAUCUGACCAUGAGAGCCAAUGGGGUGGAAGUCCACUAACUGAUACUGCCUCUCCACAAUUACUGGAACCUGCUGAAAGACCAAGCUCUCAACACCAUGAUGUCUCCUGUGCCUAUAGACAGUACUCAGACCGCAGCUCUCUCUGCUAUGGUUUUGCACUUGACCAUUCCAGGUUGACUGAUGAUAGACAUUUCCAUACUCAGGCCUGUGAAGGAGGCAGGUGUGAGGCUGGUAGAUAUUUCCUGGGCACACCGCAGCCUGGAAGGGAUACUUGGUGGGGUUCUCGUUCAGCAUUGCCCCUGACAAAAGCUUCCCCUGAAAGCAGAGAAGCAUAUGAAAACAGCAUGCCCCACAUCACUUCAGUUCAUAGAAUACAUGGGAGAGGACACUGGGAUGAGGACAGUGUUGUUAGCUCCCCAGAUCCUGGUUCUGCUAGUGAAUCAGGAGACCGAUACCGUACUGAGCAGUAUCAAAGUAGUCCACAUGAGCCCAGCAAAAUUGAAACUCUAAUAAGAGCUACCCAGCAAAUGAUUAAAGAGGAAGAAAACAGGCUUCAGCUACAGAAAACAACCCCUGAUCAGCUGGGCUCUAUUAACGGAGCAGGGAAAAAGCACUCCAUUUGUUUUGCAAACUACCAGCCACAGCAGUUGACAGGGGAUGUCUGCCGUGUUCCUACGGUUGCCAACACCUCUCCUUGUGAACACAUCCAGCAACGAGAUGGAAAGCUUAUGAGCCCACAUGAAAAUGAUUAUGACAACAGCCCCACAACACUGUCUAGGAUAAGCAGCCCAAAUUCUGACCGCAUUUCUAAAUCUAGUUUGAUACUAGCUAAAGACUACCUGCAUUCAGACAUGUCCCCUCAUCAAGCCACAGGGGACCAUCCAGCAGCUUCUCCAAACUAUUACACCUCACAUAGGCAGUACUUUGACAAGCAUGCUUACACGUUAACUGGAUAUGCUCUGGAGCAUCUAUAUGACAGUGAAACCAUUAGAAACUAUUCCUUGGGCUGUAAUGGAUCACACUUUGAUGUGACUUCUCACUUAAGGAUGCAGCAAGAUCCAGCACAGGGACACAAGGGGACAUCCGUUAUAAUAACCAAUGGAAGCUGAUGUUUUUUCUAAAAUAUUUUGUGCUCUAAAAAAAUCUUUGAAAUAUAAUUGGAAGAUAUAUAAGUUUUAAUGCCCUUGUUGUUACCAGCAUUUGAUAUAUCACACUGCACU
Molecule: messenger RNA, 3182 nt
Organism: Mauremys mutica (yellowpond turtle)
Lineage: Eukaryota; Metazoa; Chordata; Testudines; Geoemydidae
Gene: SIM1
Product: SIM bHLH transcription factor 1
Exons: 12
Coding region: 771-3071 (766 amino acids)
Biological process (GO): regulation of transcription by RNA polymerase II
Molecular function (GO): RNA polymerase II transcription regulatory region sequence-specific DNA binding; DNA-binding transcription factor activity, RNA polymerase II-specific; protein dimerization activity
Source: RefSeq, a predicted model, not a curated record